Messenger RNA from Acanthoscelides obtectus, 216 nucleotides. The record is from the annotation of a GenBank genome assembly. Lineage: Eukaryota; Metazoa; Arthropoda; Insecta; Coleoptera; Chrysomelidae.
AAUUCAGGAGAAAUAAGAUUGGAACAAAUUAAGAUAGUUGCAAGGAUGUGUUUCAAGAGGUGACCUGGAUAGAAGAACUUGAGAAAUGAUAGCAGUAAAAAAAAAGUACUUGGGGGAACUCUUAGUACAUAAAACAGUCAGUGGUCUUCCAGAAGGAACACGUCAUCAUCUGCUGCAGACGUCAUGUUGAUGCAAUAAUGCUGUUUUACUAUGAGC